GUUCUGACACCAGAACCAUGAGUCCUCUGCUCGCCCUUCUGACAUGUCUCGCCUUCACAUCUUCGGCCGCUAAACCCAACGCUGGUUUCAAAACGUGGGGGCGUUUCAGCAAGCUGCCCUAUCCAGGAGACAAGGCUUUCCUCUACGAUACCUUCCCCAAAGACUUUAUCUGGGCGGUGGGCACAGCGGCGUACCAGGUGGAGGGCGCGUUUGAGAAGGACGGGAAGGGGCUCUCUAUUUGGGACACUUUUACGCGCGGUGGGACCCGGACUGUCACCGGGGACGUGGGCAGCGACAGCUACCACAACAUCCAGGCCGACAUCCGAGCCAUCAAGCAGCUCGGGGUCAGCCACUACAGGUUCUCCUUGUCCUGGUCCAGGAUCUUCCCAAACGGGACCCGUGGGAGCUAUAAUGAAAUCGGGACAAACUAUUACCGGAACCUGAUCAAGAGGCUGAAGGAGUCCCGCGUGCAGCCGAUGGUCACGCUCUACCACUGGGACCUGCCCGAUCACCUUCAGCAGACUAUGGGGGGCUGGACUAACCCGGAGAUGGUGGACAUCUUUAAAGACUAUGCUGACUUUUGUUUUCAGACUUUUGGGGAGGAUGUGAAGUUCUGGAUCACCAUCGAUAACCCGUUUGUGGUGGCGCGUCACGGGUAUGGAGACGGGACGGUCGCUCCUGGGAUAAAGAAUGACCCUGAUCUUCCGUUUCGGGUCGGACACAAUCUCCUCAAGGCUCAUGCAGCCGCCUGGCAUCUCUACGACCAACAUUACCGCCCCCGUCAGCAGGGCAAGCUGUCCAUGGCUCUGGCCUCCCACUGGAUCAAACCCAGCCGCACCCGCCUGGAGAGCCUUCGAGAGUGUCAGUGCUCCCUGGACCACGUCCUGGGCUGGUUCGCCCGACCGCUCUUCACAGACGGAGACUACCCCCCCUGCAUGAAGGCCAGGCUAGGCUCACGUCUGCCGUCCUUCACCGAAGAGGAGAGGGAGUAUGUGAAUGGGACAGCGGACUUCUUUGCCCUCUCUCAUGGAGCAGCUGUCAGCUUCCACCUCAUCAACGAUAGCCUCAAGUUCGGCCAGCUAGAGGAUCUUGAUCUGAGGAUGCUGCUCUACUGGAUCAACGCCGAGUACAGCAGGCCGCCUAUAUUUGUGGUGCAGAGUGGCUGGUACGUCCUCAGCAACACUAAGACAGAAGACUCUAGACACAUGUACUACCUCAAGAGGUUCAUCGCAGAAGCUCUGAAGUCGAUCGUGAUCGAUGGAGUAAAUGUGAUCGGAUACAUAGCCUGGUCUCUGAUAGACGGCUUCGAGUGGCACAGGGAAUACAGGAUACGACGGGGACUUUACUACGUCGACUUCAAAACUUCUGACAUGAAGAGGGAGCCAAAGACAUCUGCCACUUUUUAUAGAAAUGUCAUCCAGAAAAACGGGUUCCCAGAGCUCCCAGAAAACCAACCUGCACAAGGGGUGUUCCCAUGUGAUUUUGCCUGGGGGGUGUCUGCCAACUCCAUUCAGGUGGAGACUACACCCACCCUGUUUGCAGACCCCAACGUGUAUUUGUGGAACAUCUCCAAUAACGGGGAGCUGAUGAAGCUGGAGGGCGUCGGUGCUCCACCUUUACGGCGACACGCACGUUGUGCAGAUUACGCCACCAUCAGACAACAGGUGGAUGAAAUCCGGCAGGUGGGGGUAAACCACUUCCACUUCUCGCUCAACUGGUCCGCUCUGGUUCCCCUAGGCAACGUCACUCACCCAAACACCACCCUGCUGGGCUACUACCGCUGUUUCACCCGUCAGCUGCUGCAGGCCAACGUCACACCUGUGGUCACUCUGUGGCACCACACACGCCAGCGCAGCAGCCUGCCAGCCCCACUGGACACCUGCAACAAGUGGCUGAACAGGGAGACUCCAGAGGCGUUUGCAGAGUAUGCCAGACUUUGUUACAGAGAACUCGGGGCCCAUGUGAAGAUGUGGAUCACCCUGAAUGAGCCCAAUGAUGAGAUGGUGACUUACCAGGAGGGGCAUCAGAUGCUGCGGGCGCAUGCUCUGGCUUGGCAUGCUUACGACAGUGAGUUCAGACAUGCACAGGGAGGACAGGUGUCCCUGGCUCUGCACAUGGACUGGGUGGAGCCAGCCUUUUCAUUCAGCCGUGAAGACGUGGAACCAGCCAAGAGAGUUUUGGACUUCAGUGUGGGCUGGUUUGCAGAACCCAUCUUUGGCAGCGGGGAUUAUCCACUGGAGAUGAGGAGCUGGCUGCGUCAGCUCAACUCACUUGACCUGCCAGUGUUCAACGAGGAGGACAGACAGCUGGUUAAAGGCACAUAUGACUUCUUUGCCAUCAGUCACUUCAGCACGAAGCUGGUGACGCACGCCAAAGAAGACCCGUACACCUACACAGAUUUGUUAGAGGUCCAACACAUGAUUGACACCACGUGGAUCAUGUCCCCGAGGCCUGUGGUACCCUGGGGCCUGAGGAAAGCUCUCAACUGGGUGAAGGCACAUUACUCUGAUGUCCCGGUCUACGUGAUGGCUAACGGGGUCCAGGAAGACCCAGCCCACUUCAAAGACAGCCUAAGAGUCUACUACCUGUACAACUACAUCAACGAGGCACUGAAAGCGUACACUCUGGACGGCGUGAACCUGAAGGGUUACUUCGCCUACGCCCUGAGCGACCAAAGGGACCCAGGCUUCGGUUUGUACGGCCAGGUCCAAGACGAGGUCAUCGUCAAGGCUUCGCUCUCCAAUUAUCGUAACAUCAUCCAGCACAACGGCUUCCCCAUCAUGGAGGCUGAGCCCCAGCAGUGUCCCAGCAUGCCUCAGCCCUGCACAGGCUGCCAGGAGCUGGUCAGGAAGCCUUUGGUGGGCUUCCUGACUCUGGUGGGCUCAGGGAUGCUCAUCACUAUGGGCCUCGUUAUCUACUACACAGCCAAGAGACACAAAGAGUAUUACUGAUGGAUGCGACUUUGGGGUUGUGUCUUGUGAAUGACACAAGAAGGAACAGGGAUUCGUUGUUUUCUGGAGUGCAGUGUAGUCCCUGAAUUAUUGCACUUCUUUUGACUUUCUCAUUAAAUUAAGCUGCUUUAUUUAACUUAUUUGACUAACUUCUUCUAAUUCUAAGUUUUAUCACUGUAACUGAAUAGUAUGUUGUGUGUGUUUGUUUAAAAACCUGAGGUAACUUUGACAGUAAACAAAACAUAAACGCUGAAAGACGCUUUCUGUUUUAACUUUAUUUUAAAGACUCAAUUUAAUCAGGCUGAAGAAAUCCUCGAGUUAAAAUUGUUUUAUAAAUGACUUCAUGCACAUCUUGACUGAAGUCUUCCUCCAGAUGAACUCUAACCAGAGUGAAGUAAAUGGAAAGAGGUUGAAAAUUCCUGAAAAAGUCCUCCUGGAUCAAGAGGACUUAGAGUGCAUCAGAUCUAAAUGUCUUAACAGUCUAAGAAAUCUAACUGAGGUGGGGUUCAUCUGUCACAUAAACAUCUACUCUGAUGUAGGGAGAUAAAAAACAUCAACAAGUUAUCACUUUAUUCUUUUGUACUUCAACACCAACUGCUUGUUUUGACCAUAGACGGUAUAAAUAAUGGACGUUGUAUCUGAGAAUAGAGAAAUUAACUACUCAGACCUAAACUGUUUUUUGAACCAGACUGUC
This is a messenger RNA of Notolabrus celidotus (New Zealand spotty), 3645 nucleotides long. RefSeq names its product klotho (gene kl). Gene Ontology annotation, molecular function: hydrolase activity, hydrolyzing O-glycosyl compounds. The transcript is spliced from 13 exons. The coding region runs from base 18 to 2951 and encodes 977 amino acids. NCBI's taxonomy places the organism in Eukaryota, Metazoa, Chordata, Actinopteri, Labriformes, Labridae. The record is from RefSeq and is a predicted model, not a curated record. Gene Ontology annotation, biological process: carbohydrate metabolic process.